AUGUCUCAAGACGCCUGUGCGCUUAACGCUGACGGCUCCCUCAAGGAUGCCUCCGAUAUCACUUUCUUCAAUGACCCUGACGAUGAUGUACCACUUCCCAAAGUCCCACCUUCCACCCAGCCAUCGACAUCAACUGCAUCUACAAGAGAUGCCUACUCCGUUCUACUCAAGGCUGGACAUACCCCAGCAACAGUUGCAGCCGGUUCUCGGCGGUCUGGCCAUCCCUUAAAGCCCUCAGCUUACGAAGAUGAAGACGAGGACGUCCAUCCAGGAGAAUCAUCUGCCGAUGAGCUGGUCCCUCAACCUGAUGUCAAAGACUUAGACGACACCAAUGAUGCCAAGUCCGAGAAUGGGGUUGCCACUCAGACGGUGCGACUACGUUUUGAUGGUGUACCAUCCUCCGAGUUAUCAUCAGGUAAAGAGCGCUUAUUCAAUGGCGUGCAGUCUGAGAAGCUGAAUUUCAACUUCGAAUGGCCUGGAGUUGGGGUUGUAGAAGUAGCACCUUUCCAUGUAAAGUUAGAUUUAGAUGGCAAGGAGAUGACGGCCAAGAAAUGUAAUACUAUCCACUUCGAUACGGAAGCGCUCUGUCUCAUUUUUGUCGCCGGCUUUGAAAGUCUUGCGGCCAAUGAUGAAUCCCCCAAUACUAACAUAUCUAUUGGGUUGGACAAUAAAUUUUUUCCCCGAUAUGACCUAAAGUUGAUGCUCGAUGGUUCUGGUUUAAGCGCAGUGACAUACUGA
Messenger RNA from Suillus bovinus, 738 nucleotides. RefSeq lists its product as uncharacterized. Bases 1 to 738 code for a protein of 245 amino acids. NCBI's taxonomy places the organism in Eukaryota, Fungi, Basidiomycota, Agaricomycetes, Boletales, Suillaceae. The transcript is spliced from 5 exons. The record is from RefSeq and is a predicted model, not a curated record.